AUGACGGAAAAUUCACAGAAAAAUACUUCGAGCCAGGAUCACUCAUCGCUUUACGAGGACGCCUCGGCGUUGCUGGUGCUUGCCAGGGGAAGAGACGAGCCUCGUGUUGGGGAGCCUCGCCAUGAGGAGCCCAAACCUCGUAAUGAAGUAGAUCGAACACCAAAGACAUCAAGACCAGAGUCAUUUGCAAGUGCCUCAGAAGCACGAUCACCGAUUGGAAACCACCGAAGAACUUCAGAGAUGCCAUCGCCCGGGGCUAUUAAUGCAGUUCAGACCGAAAGACCAGAAUUCACGUCUAGUCCAACUUCGUCUCGAUCCGCUUCCAGCAAAGGCAUAAUCGCAGCUGCGGCUUUGGCAGCUGCAGCCACGGUGCCGUUGCCACUCAAGAAACAAGACCAAGAUAAACAGGAGGUUGAAGUAGACACAUCCAAAAAGUCUUCCAACAAGCGCAAGAACUCGUCCGAGUUGACAGAGCCGUCGAGUUACAUCGUUGAUCCUGAUGCCGGUGUAAUUACAUGUAUAUGUGGCUUUGACGACGACGAUGGAUUCACAAUUCAGUGCGACCUUUGUAAUCGCUGGCAGCACGCCGUAUGCUACGGGAUCCGUGACAUUGAAACAGCCCCAGACGACCAUUUGUGCAGCACUUGUCAUCCACGUAAAGUCGAUGCUAAGAGAGCCAAGAGGAAGCAACAAGAAAGACUGGGUCCUAAGAAUAAAAAGCGGAGGCAAAAGAGUAAUCAGGACGAUGACCAAAUUCGCAAAACUUCUACUUCCAGCAGUGCUGCGCAAUCAGCCAAUAUCACCGCAACUGGCCUCAAUGAAGUUGAACCUGAAAUUGCCCCCGAGCCAAAGCCCAUAGAAAAAUUACUUACCGCGGCAGAACACUUCCCGCUCGUUUACGCUCCUCUUUCUUCAAAUUACUACAAAGACGCCUACGUCAAAAAGUUUCUAGACACCCACAGUAACGACGAUUGGGUCUUACCUUACAAUCAUUCGACUUUGAAAGCUUUGCCGUUGGAAAUAAGAUCUUAUGAAGAAAAUGCACGCACCUUUUCAGGCCUCCCGAAAUUGGGAGUUUACAUCGCUUGCAAUUGCUCUACUGGAUCGUUUAUAGAGGAAGUGUUAGGAGACGUCGAUUUCAGUUCGCAUUAUUAUAGAGACCCGAGAAAUGAUUACCGCGUUUAUGGAACAACCAAAUCCAAGGUGUUUAUGCAUCCGAAUUGGCCUGUUUGCAUCGAUUCGAGACUUUCUGGAAAUCUGACACGAUUUCUGCGAAGAAGCUGUCAGCCGAACGUGGAGCUGGUAUCCGUUCGAAUGAAAUCUGAGAAGCCCGAUGUCAGGUUUGUGUUGCGUGCGCUGCGAGACCUAACAGACGGUGAAGAAUUGCACAUUGGGUGGCAAUGGGAUUUGCGACACCCUAUUUGGCAUCUCAUCAAGGGCACUAGUAAAAAUGUUGAUUCGCUGGACGACCAGAAUAAAUUUACGUUGGUGCAUUCUAUCGACACGAUUCUCGGAACUACGGAUUGUGGCUGUGGCAAGAACAAUAGAGAUUGCUACCUACUGAAGGUCAAAAGAUACAGUCAGUCGCUAAUUAAGUCCACGAAGUCCAAGACGAAUACGCUAUUCAAGCUGGGAGAAAUUCUGCAAAAUGCUCAAGCCAGAAUAAACAAAAAGCCUCAGACUUCGAUUUUAUCGCGACUGACGCACGAAGCAAUGAUCAGCGCGGAAAGGGCAAACGAGAUGAUUGUUGAUUUCCAUGCGGCCAAAAUAAAGUAUUCGAAGGACCAAAGGUCCACACCGGGUGGUCAUGUUGAGGACGACGUUUCUCAGCCGACAAUUGAAUCUCAGCCUAAACCCUUUAAACUAUUCCUUGUGGACAGACACUUCACCGUUAAACGGCCCCGGCCUGCUAUGAAGCUUUCUCAAACCAGUAGCGACAGCACUUCUGCCGUGGUCAGUCCUUUGCAGUAUGACGAAUCGCAUAUAACCGACUUGAAAGCGCUACCUUUGCCGGUUGAAUUACAAAUUCCGUUGACCUCGUCUGUUUCCAACGCUGGAGAAAAGUCACCAGCCGCGACGCCAAUAACCGGCACGUACGAGGUUGCGUCAUCUUUCGGUGGAGGUGUAGCAGCUCCGGCUGCGGUAACUACUGGUCCUACUGAGAUGCACAACACGUUGAAGAAGAAACUCAGCUUCGCCGAUUACAAGAAGAAGAUGAAGCCGGUCUAG
Messenger RNA from Lachancea lanzarotensis, 2229 nucleotides. RefSeq names its product LALA0S08e07184g1_1. Gene Ontology annotation, molecular function: protein binding. The record is from RefSeq and is a predicted model, not a curated record. NCBI's taxonomy places the organism in Eukaryota, Fungi, Ascomycota, Saccharomycetes, Saccharomycetales, Saccharomycetaceae. The coding region runs from base 1 to 2229 and encodes 742 amino acids. The transcript has a single exon.